Molecule: messenger RNA, 1017 nt
Organism: Ustilago hordei
Lineage: Eukaryota; Fungi; Basidiomycota; Ustilaginomycetes; Ustilaginales; Ustilaginaceae
Exons: 2
Coding region: 1-1017 (338 amino acids)
Source: RefSeq, a predicted model, not a curated record
AUGGUACCAAGCAAAUCAGGUUGCAUCUCCCUUCCGACAGGUUGGACGAGCUUGUUGGUGCUCAUUACGAUGUUUGCUUCCUUGCUGCAAACGGUGACUGGCGCUUCAACAAGCACCUCAAAGAAGGUAGCGCAGCAGAGCAUUGAUACAACAACACCACGUAUCCUCGUACCGCUAUACAUCUACCCGCUCCCCAACGCUUGGGAUCCACUCUACACUGCUCUCCGAAACAACCCAACGGCAGCAUUUACCGUCGUUGUCAACCCGAACUCCGGCCCUGGCACUGGCAAAGCCCCCAAUUCGGACUACGCGGCAGCCAUCAAACGGCUUCGAGCAAUUGCUGGUGCCAAUCAGAUUCUUGAGCUUGUCGGAUAUGUCAGGACGGACUACGGCAAGAGGGCUGAGGCAGAAGUGAAAGCAGACGUGGCAAAGUAUGUCGGUUGGGCGGACGGUGUUAAGCUCGACGGGAUCUUCUUUGAUGAAGUCAGCACACAGAGCAAGUGGUUGAAGCUUUACACAAACUAUACCGAUGCUGUGAAGGGUAGCAAGUGGGCCUCGACAACAAAAGCUUACAGCUCAGCACACAAGGCUUACGUUGCAAAGAGCAAACAGAAAGCCUCAAAGAGAUUGCACAGAUCAGCUAUCACAAUCUUGAAUCCUGGAACUUGGCCAGAGUCGAGCAGGUUCUUCGACAUUGCGGAUCAUGUCAUCAUUUAUGAAGACAAGCUGUCCAACUUCAACUACACCGAGUACAAACAAAAGACAGCCUCGAAGAAGAAUGCAGGUAGAGCUUUCCAGCGAAGCUACAUCUUCUACAAUGUUGACCCUAACAACGCCACCACCAAAGAUGGAAAGAAAUUCACGAUGAACAGCCUCGUCAAAGCUUCAGUCAACGGACUCAAUGCCAAAGGUGGUCUCUUUAUUACCAAUCUCGACAUCGGAUCUAUCGAUGUCUACGCCUCGUUUUCUUCCGUUUGGCAACGAUUUGUCAAGUCGGUCGCUUCCCUGUCGAGCUGA